Messenger RNA from Rhagoletis zephyria (snowberry fruit fly), 862 nucleotides. RefSeq lists its product as uncharacterized. NCBI's taxonomy places the organism in Eukaryota, Metazoa, Arthropoda, Insecta, Diptera, Tephritidae. The record is from RefSeq and is a predicted model, not a curated record.
UUUAGAUUGGAGCAUUCUAUGGUACGUGCCUCGAUUUAUCAAAGCAAUUAACCACAGCAAAUCGGCCUCCACUGCAAAUUUUCGAUUUUGAGGAUAAUAUCAUACUAAAAAGUUACAAUUUCAAAGUAAAUAGCACAAUGGCAACUGUGGCAACAAUACCUAGUUAUAACAGACAGCAAAGUACUGAUUCUGGUUGGGAUAACCCUUUUAGGCCUGGAGGAGAUUUAUCCCGAGAAGCUGAUGAAAUAGUUAAUAUGAUUAGAGGCGGUAAACCUAUAACACCAACAGAGGAAGAAAACUUUUUAAAGAAUGGAAAUCGAAAACUUCCGGAUAACUGCAAUAGCCCUCUUAUAGAAUCUGAUGUAAGUCAAUUAAAUAUAACAAAAAAUCAGUCAGUUCACAACGGCACAACGGCUAUCGAGCAAUCUUUUACUAUAAUGGCAAAAACACCGUUAUCCACGGAAGGAAAUGGAUCAUCCCUAACUCAACUCUCAAAAAAAGUGGUACCUGGCCCGAUUUCUGCAAGUCACAUAACAAUCGAUGACAAAAAAAAUGGAAAUAAAGGGUGCUGUUCAGUGCAAUAAGUACACCCUGGAUUCCCUUUAAUAACUUUAAUGUAUUGCACUUGUUGAAUAGAUAUUAAUAUAUUUCAGAAAAGCUAAAAUAAUUUAGCGACACAAGCAGUAUGUUUUUAAAAUUACAUCACAAUUUGUAAGAGUUAAUCAAUAUUGUUUGCAACCAAACUUUUAUCAAUAUGAAUAUUCCUUAAAAACAAAUUUAAAAUCUUUUUUAGUUAUGUAAAUAUCAUAUAUUAUGCUAUGUGGUUUAUCUCAAAUAAAUAAUAAACACCUAACUGCUUACA